Tripterygium wilfordii is the source of this 1168-nucleotide messenger RNA. RefSeq lists its product as uncharacterized. NCBI's taxonomy places the organism in Eukaryota, Viridiplantae, Streptophyta, Magnoliopsida, Celastrales, Celastraceae. The record is from RefSeq and is a predicted model, not a curated record. The transcript is spliced from 2 exons. Bases 605 to 1099 code for a protein of 164 amino acids.
AGUUCUUUUUGAAAUCAUCCUGGGUAACAUGUAUCUGGGCAAACACUGUAAUUUUUGUUCUUCAGGUGUCUCUGAAGUUAAAUUCUGAUAUUUCUGAACUAAAUUAUUGUAAACUCCACCUGAUUUUCAUUCAGCAAACCAGGCUUGCUGCAAGAAAGGGUUUUAAGCUGCAUAAGGGCCUUGCAGGUAUCUGAACAUCUUGCAUCUUUAUGAUGACCUACUGUAUCUUUCCUUAAGGAAUUGAACUCUGAAUUUAUGGAGAAAAAAGCUCCAUCCUUUCAUCUUCAGAUUUCUUGUUGGCCAAUUGCUUAGCAUGGUUGUGGACCCGAAGAAAGAGAAUUCUCCUAUUCGAGCGCAGGACAACCCUAUCCUUGUUUUGGGAUAAAUAUCCUCCAGCCAACCAGGCACAUAAGAAUUUAUAAAUUUCUGGCCCACAGUGUAAUCCCUCAAGAAGACAUAUUUAAGAGACCAGCCAAACGUUUAUUGACACCCGGAAAACCCAAACAUCAUCCUCCUCUUGCAUCCACCAUUCAUUUGAGAAAAGUAAUAACCUCCAGCAACCAUCAACCAUAGCUGUACAGUGAAAGCCAUUAAAGAAGAUAUUAUGCAGGCCACAGUACUCUGUAGCGGUAGAGGACCCCUUCUGGUUCAUUCCAUGGCUACCCAGAAACCCUUACCAUCUGUUAAAGGAACUGUUGGCUCCAAAAAGAACUCAACUGUUGUAGGAACAACACAGCCAAUAAAGCUACUUACAAGGGUGGAGGAACUGAAGCUAUUAAGCAAAGCAGAGAAAGCUGGUUUGCUAUCAGCAGCUGAGAAAUUUGGGCUCUCUCUGUCAACAAUAGAAAAACUGGGAGUUCUCUCAAAAGCUGAAGAAUUUGGAGUCCUUUCUGCAGCUACUGACCCUGGAACUCCGGGGGCUUUGUUGAGUCUGAGCUUGGGAUUACUGCUUUUGGGACCCUUUUUUGUUUAUCUUGUACCUGAGGAUUAUCCUUGGGAGAUGGCAUUGCAGGUUGUUGUUUCUCUGCUAUCUGUGCUUGGUGGAUCAGCUGCCUUUGCUGCAUCAAAUUUUGUAUCCAACUUGCAAAACUCAAACUGAAUAUCAUUAAGGCCAUAUUUUCUUUGGUGUAAUAAAGAUUCUUGGAUCAGAAAGCUACAUUGUCAUUCA